Molecule: messenger RNA, 5660 nt
Organism: Epinephelus lanceolatus (giant grouper)
Lineage: Eukaryota; Metazoa; Chordata; Actinopteri; Perciformes; Serranidae
Product: growth factor receptor-bound protein 10-like
Biological process (GO): insulin receptor signaling pathway; negative regulation of Wnt signaling pathway; negative regulation of insulin receptor signaling pathway
Molecular function (GO): insulin receptor binding
Source: RefSeq, a predicted model, not a curated record
UGUGUGGAGAGCAAGCGAGAGGAGUCAGCUGGUCGAAAAGUGCAGGUUGAGAGCGGUGCAUGUGUGUGUGUGUGUGCGUGUGUGUGUGUGUGUGUGUGUACGUGAGUGUGUGUACGUGUGCAGAGGAGCGCACCUCCGGGGGGAACAAGGUGAAGGCGGCUGAACAGCGGACGGAGUUUUCUGGGUGGAAGCAGUUUGUGUGGAGCUCCAGACGAGGACGGACGAGGCGCGCCGGGUGCUGCUGCUGCUGGACACGAUUCCUGAGCUGCGUGCUGCCCUCUGAUCACAGGUGCUGGUGAGACCAGAGGGUGCCAUUCCCUAUAGAGGGAAUACUGAAGGAACACCAUGGCCUUAGCGGGAUGCCCUGACUACUUCUUACGUCACUCAAACUACCAGGAAAGCAUGGACCGCACUUCCUCUCGCAGGCCCGACGAGCUGAUUGUUCCAGGCUUUCAACGCUCGGCCAAUCAAAAUUUGCCACAUCACCAUGACGACGACGUGGACCUGGAGCAGCUGGUGAAUGACAUGAACUCCUCCAUGGAGAGCGUGUACCCCGUGCAGGCAGACACGGCGCUGCUCCUGAACAACGGCCACGUGCACACUCCCAACCACCACCAACAUACGCACCCUGCCUACCCGGGACACGGCCAGGCCCACCGUCGUCACACCCCGCCUCUGCGGCACUCUCAGCCCAUGCACAUCCAGGCCGUCAGGUGCCUGCAGGAAGAGCAUCAGCUGCGUCCAGCCUCCCUGCCCGCCAUCCCCAAUCCUUUCCCUGAGCUCUGCAGUCCAGCAAGCUCCCCCGUCCUCAGCCCCAUACAGAGCUCCGACAACCACAUAGUGAAGGUGUGGAGCGAGGAUGGGGCCGGUAAGGUGGUGGAGAUCCCGGCGGACAUGACGGCCAGAGAUGUGUGUCAGCUCCUGGUCUACAAGAGCCACUGUCUGGACGACAACGCCUGGACGCUGGUGGAGCAUCACCCCAUCCUUGGCCUUGAGCGGUGUCUGGAGGACCAUGAGCUGGUGGUUCAGGUUCAAGCCUCCAUGAGCAGCGACAGUAAAUUCCUCUUCAGGAAGAACUAUGCCAAAUAUGAAUUCUUCAGGAACCCCCUGAACUUUUUUCCAGAGCAGAUGGUGGCGUGGUGUCAGGAGUCUGAUGGCUCAAUCCCUCAGUCACAGCUCUUACAGAACUUUCUGAACUCCAGCAGCUGUCCUGAGAUCCAGGGUUAUCUGUACGUGAAGGAGCCCGGACGCAGGUCCUGGAAGAAACUCUACAUGUUCCUGCGACGCUCUGGGCUCUACUACUCCACUAAAGGAACAUCCAAGGAGCCUCGACACCUGCAGCUGCUGUCAGACCUGGAGGACAGCAACAUCUUCACCAUCAUCACAGGAAGAAAACUCCACAACGCUCCCACAGACUACCAGUUCUGCAUCAAGCCCAGCAAAGUGAGGAGUGACUGCAAGGAGCUGAAGAUGCUGUGUGCUGAGGACGAACAGAGCAGGACCUGCUGGAUGACUGCCUUCAGACUGCUCAAAUAUGGGAUAGUACUGUAUCAGAGCUACAACGGUCCCCAGCAGAGGAAGUCUAACCUCUCACCUUUCUCUGCUCCUGUGCGGAGUGUAUCUGAGAAUUCCCUGGUCGCCAUGGACUUUUCCGGGCGGACCGGACGCGUCAUCGACAACCCCGUUGAGGCUCAGAGUGCUGCCCUGGAGGAGGGACAGACCUGGAGGAAACGGAGCCAGCGUAUGAAUGUCCUGGGCAGUCCCAGCCCGCUGCACCCAUCCUCUCUGAGCACAGUGAUCCACAGGACACAGGUGUGGUUUCACGGUCGCAUCAUGAGAGAGGAAGCCCACAAAAUGAUCAUCCAACAAGGCCAAGUAGACGGGUUAUUCCUGUUGCGGGACAGUCAGAGUAACCCCAAGGCAUUCGUGCUUACCUUGUGCCAACACCAGAAGAUCAAGCACUUCCAGAUCCUACCGUGUGAGGAGGACGGUCAGGUGUUCUUCAGCCUCGAUGACGGCACCACCAAGUUCACCGAUCUGAUCCACCUGGUGGAGUUUUACCAGCUCAACAGAGGAGUGCUGCCCUGCAAGCUCAAACACCCCUGUACCGCCGUGGCCUUGUGACACUCCACACCCCCAACACUUCCACCCCUUUUUUGCACACCUCUCACCCUGAGAUCCCACCCCCCCAUCUGCCCCUCCCUCACCAACGCAAUGAGGUCGAGAAAAGUUAGGUCGAGAUUCGGGGAUGUGAACAACUCAGCUGGCACUGGUGGUUUGACUUCUCCAGUGCGCCGGUGCUUAUCUCAGCCUUACCGCUGCUUGGAUGUUUGAAUGUGAACCGUUCAGACAGCUCAAGCGUGCAGAUUGUGGACCCAGCAGUCGCCCAACUCCUGCGAUGUUGUCAUGGAGACUCAAUUGUUUUGUCAUUGCCAUUUUGACCCUGGAGAGACACCAUACGUUAGCUAAGGUUCAGCAGGAGUGCUGCGGGUCUCCUGGAUGGAUACCUCCCUCAGAGUCCCUCACCCUUCAACUCUCCCUCCAGCCUCCCUCAUCCUCCAGGCCUGAUAAGCUGUGGUGCCCGCCCCACCCUCGCCCCUUCAUGGGCGGGGAGCGCCACCCUCUGACUUCCUCAUCAAUCAUCAGGGAUGGAUGGGAACCUCUCUGGGUCUUAUCAAACUCGAUCCAGGAGUUUUCUCAACCUGUGCAGUCCAGUCUGGAUAAGCUGACACCCUGCCCCCCGCCUCCAACCCCAACACCCGAGCGAACUCGAUGCGGCCUCUCUGCUGUGUCCUGUCCCACAAUCCCUUGGUGCAACCCCGAUUCCCGCCUCUCCUCCUCCACAGGAGCUCAGAGAAAAGUAAGGAGAGAAGAGAGAAGUAGCUAAAGGCAAGACGAGCAGAGCAGUGGAGGGUUUGCUGAAAGGACAGAGGAAUGUGUAUCAGGAAGGCUGAACGAGCCUCUCUUGUAGAGUUGAUUACUUGAUGUCAUUUUAAUGCUGUUUUAUUACUGUUGAUUCAAUGCAGAACUAGUUUUGCACUCCCGGGCGGACAGACAACAGCUGUUCCCUCUAGCUAAAUGAAGCUGCCUGCUCUCUGUUCGUCGUCCUCCUCCUCCACCACCCCCCUUCUGAAAAGCAUGCAUGUGAAUUUCCAGCAGUUCUGAUUGGAUUACAGUGGCGUGGGAGCAAAGAGAGUCAGGGCUGAUUAUGCAGUGCCUUUCAGGAAGGCUUGGGGAUAUCUUGGACCUCCGUGUGGCUCGAACCAACACGGCCACACUUUGGUGAAAACAACUGUGCGUCUCAAGACCAUAAGGAAGAGGAGGAAGACUGUUAAAUAGACUCCUGAAAAGUGCGUCCACCCCAAGCUUCUACCGUUUUUUAAGAUUUGAAAGGGUUACAUCUGUUGGUGAAUUUGUCUUUGAAUGUCAUUUUCUUUUCCUAAGUCUGUUCUGAGCUCACUGCUUGCACAUGUUGAUUAUUGAUUUGAUAUCGAUGGGUUGGAGCUGUCGUGUUCGGAUCCUGACCACUGUUCCCUCUCUCCACAAAAGACAAAUCAACAAAAGCACUCCCAUAACGUUUUUCUUUUUGUUUGUUUUGGUAUGGAAUUGAUCAAAUGACUUGAAAUGUGAACUCAGUUGAUUGUGUGUCAACAUGCAGUGGAACGAGAUUCACUUGCCUUAAGUGAAAGUUGUUAUCCUUGUGUAUGAAAUUGAAGCUAUAUUUUAAUGCACAUACGGUAACGUAUUUCAGAUUUCAAGUGGGUGGAGUAACAUCGAGAGCGUUAGUGGUGAUCUUAAAUGGACAGUUUAACAUUUUUGGACUUUCUCACUUCCUUGCCAAGAGUUAGAUGCUCAGAGUGAUACCACUCAUGACUGUGAGCUGAAUAUGAAGCUACUGCCAUCAGCUGGUUAGCUUAGCUUAGCAUAAAGACUGGAAACAUGGGAAAACAGUUAGCCUGGCUGUCUGGAGGUUACAAAAAUCCUCCUGUGCACAUCUGUACAGCUCAUGAGUUAACACAUUAUAUCUUGUAGAAACAAUUUGUAGUUUAACCAGGGUUCUGUGCUCGACUAUUGACAUGAUUUCCUAAGCUAAGCUAACCAGCUGCUAGCUGUACAGUAGCUUCAUGUUUACAGUGCAGAACACGAUGGACAUGAGUCUUAAACCUUGUUGUUUUAUCCUUAAAGGAAUUCUUCAGCUGCAAAGUGACCAUUCAUUACCUUUAAUUCAUGAAUUUGUUUUUCUGGUGUGCUUCCACGGUAAAAAAAACCUUUGACCCUGAUUACUUCAAUUCAUGAUGAAUGUUUGCCUUUUUUGGAUUCUCCGUACACUGUGGAGGCAUUCUAGAAAAACAGAGUUUUCUUCACAAAUUUACAGUUUUGUGGGUGAAGUAUUCUUCUACCAUUUUUUAAUAUGUGUGAUCUGGGGUCCUCUCUCUUAUUGUACCAAAUAACUCAAGACAUGACAGUGGUAUCAGUCUGCUCAUCAAAGUCUUUGCAAUUCCCUAAAAUGUCAAACUGUUUUCCAAAAGUAAAAAUCAACUUGAACACGAUUUAGAAAACAGGUGUUGGUAAUGCAGCCUUGCAUUUCUGGGUCUGUUGUCUUGUUACGUGCUGCUGUAUGAAUCCUAUUUCUGCUGAUAACUGGCUAAACUACAACAUCACAUCCAGAUUUUUCCAGCAGCUGCAUGUUGCAGUUCAGUAACAUCAGUGUUGAACAGUCCUAGACUUCCAAACAGUGAGGGCGUCUUUCUUGAACAGCCACAACAAUCAAACAGGAAGAAACUCAUGUCGAUAGAAGUAGAGGAAGUCAUUUUCACACCAGCAGUAGCCUCAGUAGACCAGAAUGCCUUGAAGUCAUCAGGCGUGUCGUCAGUUAGUGUUAGUUUAUUAUUUUAGAUUCAUUGAUUAGUCACCACAAAACUAUUUGGCAACUAUUUGGAUUUUCAGUAAUCUGUUUUUAAGAAAAAAUGCCAAAAAUAUAAAGCUUCCAGGUUCUCAGCGAGCAUGUGCUGCUUCUCUGCAUCUUUUAAGUAAGAUUUAAGUGAACUGAAUAUCUUUGGACCGACGAACAGACAAAAAAAAACAAUUCGAAGACUUUACCGAGUAUCUUGGAAAUUGUGAUAAACAUUUUUAAGAGUUUUGUGACAUUUUAUUCACCAAAUGAUUCCUCGAUUAAUUAAGAAAAUUAAAAAGCAAAUCUUUUGAUUUAAUGGUCCAUCUAUGUCCCAACCCUCACCUGUAGUUAAGAGCUUUCGGUAGUGACCGAAAGAAUGAGAUUGUGGAUACAAGCCGCUGAAAUGAGUUUUCUCCGUGGGGUGGCUGGGCUCAGCCUUAGAGAUAGUUCGAGGAGAUCAGACAUUCGGAGGGAGCUCGGAGUAGAGCUGUUACUCCUUGGCAUUGAAAGGGGUCUUGUUCACGAGUGAGGGUUGAAUGGAGUGUGAGAUGGAUCGGCGGUUUGGUGGGGCUUCUGCAGAGAUGCGGGCAUUGCGCUGGACCAUCCUGGUGAAGAUGGAGCUGAGCUGCAAGGCAAAGCUUUUGAUUUACUGGUCGAUCUACGUCCCAUCCCUCACUUAUGGUCAUGAGCUCUGGGUAGUGACUGAAAGAAUGAGAUCGUGGAUACAAGCGGCCGAAAUGAGUUUUCUCUGGUGUCUGGGCUCAGC